Molecule: messenger RNA, 1665 nt
Organism: Striga hermonthica
Lineage: Eukaryota; Viridiplantae; Streptophyta; Magnoliopsida; Lamiales; Orobanchaceae
Source: the annotation of a GenBank genome assembly
AUGGGACUUGAAACGGAGCGGAGGCUAGGGCUUCCCGGAGGCGGCGACGGCGAGGUGGAGAGGAACGAGAUGAAGAGAGUGUUUUCGGAUAUCUCUAGCGCCAGUGGCAACGGCGGGGAGGAGGAGAGAAAGACAGAGGCGGUGGGAAGUAAGAAUCAAGUGGUGGGGUGGCCGCUGGUGGCGGCUUACCGGAGGAAACAUAACUUCGGCCGGGCUAAGAUGUACGUGAAGGUUAGCAUGGACGGGAUUGAUCGAUUGGAUGAACAAGGCAUAUUGGUGAAUUGUUACGGUUUAUUUGGCUUCUGUAAAGAGAUUGUCUACUUGGGUUCAAGAACUUUCUGGAUACAUGAAAACAUGGAAGAAGAAGAAGAAUACGUAAUGCAAGGGUUAGACGAGAUGGAUGAAGUAGUCUACAGAGAUGAAGGCAGCUCAGACUCUGACGUGGAUGAAAUUGGCUCCACGGAUAAUGAGACUCGGGAUACUACAGCAGCUCAAGCUAGAGAGGGCAGAGAUAUCCAAGGGAUACCAUGGGAAAGGCUUAGCACGACAAGGGAUAAGUAUAGAAAGAGUAGAAUAACACACUAUAGGAAUUAUGAAAAUGUUCCUCAAUCAGGGCAGGCAUCAGAAAAGGAAUGCAAAGCCACUGUCAAGAGUGGCUCGUAUUAUGAAUUCAGACGGAACUCAAGAUCUGUGAGACCAACGAUUAUGCAUUUUCAGUUGAGGAAUUUGGUGUGGGCGACAUCCAAGCAUGACGUUUACUUCUUGUCACACUACUCAGUUAUGCAUUGGUCAUCGUUAACUUGCAGCAAGUCAGAAAUUCUUAAUCUAUCGGGGCAUGUAGCACCUUCUGAGAAACACCCUGGAAGUAUGAUGGAGGGAUUUACGAAGGUCCAGGUCAGCACACUGGCAGCGAAAGAUAACCUGCUUGUUGUAGGAGGGUUUCAUGGACAACUUAUCUGCAAGUUUCUAGAUAGACCUGGAAUUUCGUACUGCACCAGGACAGCCUAUGAUGAAAAUAACAUCACCAACGCUGUUGAAAUAUACACGUCUAGCCGUGGUGCACUUCAUUUUAUAGCUUCGAACAAUGAUUGCGGAGUUCGAGAUUUCGAUGUGGAGAAUUUCAAAAUAGCUAGCCAUUUUAGUUUUUCUUGGCCGGUCAAUCAUACUUCUCUAAGUCCGUGUGGCGAAAUUCUCAUAGUAGUUGGAGAUGAUCCUGAGGGCCUUUUGGUGGAUUCUAGGACUGGACAGCCUAUUGCGACACUACGCGGACACUCAGACUACUCCUUCGCGUCAGCAUGGCACCCGAGCGGGACAACCUUUGCCACCGGGAACCAAGACCGAACCUGCCGAAUUUGGGACAUCAGGAAUCUCUCCAAAUCGGUGGCCACCGUGCGUGGACAGCUGGGGGCCGUCCGAUCCAUCCGUUACACGUCCGACGGCCGCUUCAUGGCCACAGCUGAGUCAGCAGAUUUUGUACAUAUUUACGAGGUUGAUAGUGGGUACGAAAAAGAGCAGGAAAUCGAUUUUUUCGGGGAGAUUUCUGGAAUAUCUUUCAGUCAGGAUGAGGGGGAGACACUUUUCGUAGGGGUAUGGGACCGAACUUAUAGCAGCUUCAUCGAGUUCGGUAGGCGAAGGCAGUAUUCGUACCUUGAUUCUACCGUUUAA